UGACUCUCAAUCUCACACAUCAUCGUCGUCGUCGUCAUCAUCACCACGACAUAGCAUACACCCACCUCGCACCUCGGAGCAAUGGCAUCCCUUACGGCCAGCGUGGCCAGACGGGCCUUCUCGCAGUUUGCGCCCGCGAGCACAAGCGCAGCCGCAGCCACGGCCACCACCAGCGCAGCCUCCUCAUCCAGCGCAGCUCCCGCUCCUCCCCCGCCACAACAACGCAUCCCUAAUAACAUUCCUCCGCGCCAAAAGGCAGACCGACUCAAGGGCAAGGCUCGCUGUGUUAUUCGCAGCCAUGUCGGCUCCACACCCCUCCUCGUGCCCCCUCAGGCCUCCUUCGAGUUCCUCUGUUACCCACCGCACACUAACCCGACGAAGAGUAUGCCAAAGACCCUCUUCUUUGCCACGUCCGUCCGGGUAAAAGGACCGCUGGGAGAGAUGUUGGUGCCGCAUUUCGACCAAAUCGCUAUCAGGAAGGCCGAGGAACAAGGCAAGGCUGGGAGUAGCAAGGGGAAUGAGGCAGAGGAGGGGUAUGUGACAUGGAAUGUCCAAGCGGGGACACCGCGGAAGGAUGGGCACAACUACUUGAACGGUCGAUGGGGUCUCACUCGGCAGCUCCUGUACAACGCCGUCAAGGGAGUAACGGAAGGUCACUCGAUCGUGCUGCGCCUCGUCGGUGUAGGGUACCGGGCUACGGUAGAGGACGAAGACAGGCAUGUCGAGUCUGAUCUUGAGAAGUGGUUCAAGCCAGGUACGAGGACCUUCUUCGUUUCCAAGGUACAGGAGGAGGCGUACAGGAACAUGUUGGCGGCGGAGAGGGAGAAGAAGGAGCCGUGGAAGAGGUUGGCGUUGAGACUUGGCUACUCCCACCCGGUGCUUAUGACGAUCCCCCGCGGUAUCACGGCAUCGACACCCACGCCGACCCGCAUCGUACUCAAGGGCGUAGACAUUCAGCAGCUCGGCCAAUUUGCAGCCAAGCUGAGGGCAUUCAGGCCGCCAGAGCCGUACAAGGGCAAGGGUGUGUUUGUCAACGAUGAGCAGAUCAAGCUGAAGAGCGCCAAGAAGAAGUAGAGCGCGCAAUUUCGGGGCGCACUCGUAGUAAUAUCAUUUGCGUUGUACAUGAUUAUACGGCGAGGCCCAAG
This is a messenger RNA of Jaminaea rosea, 1145 nucleotides long. RefSeq lists its product as hypothetical. Gene Ontology annotation, biological process: translation. Gene Ontology annotation, molecular function: rRNA binding; structural constituent of ribosome. NCBI's taxonomy places the organism in Eukaryota, Fungi, Basidiomycota, Exobasidiomycetes, Microstromatales. The coding region runs from base 82 to 1074 and encodes 330 amino acids. Gene Ontology annotation, cellular component: ribosome; mitochondrial large ribosomal subunit. The record is from RefSeq and is a predicted model, not a curated record. The transcript is spliced from 3 exons.